Molecule: messenger RNA, 1950 nt
Organism: Aspergillus heteromorphus CBS 117.55
Lineage: Eukaryota; Fungi; Ascomycota; Eurotiomycetes; Eurotiales; Aspergillaceae
Product: URC4/urg3 family protein
Exons: 4
Coding region: 22-1527 (501 amino acids)
Source: RefSeq, a predicted model, not a curated record
GGAACACCCGAUCUUGUCACCAUGGGUAUCUUCAAGCGCAAAGACUCGAAGAACUCGAUCCAGAGUGAUCGGGAUGACCAGGAAUCCUUCGCCACCGUCAACAGUGCUCGUACCUCGAAUGCGUCGUUGAGAUCCCCCGGCUACAAAGGAAGCGGCCUGCCUGCCUCCAUCCCAGAACUACCGAUUGCCAAACCACCUGACCCGGCAUUGGACCCCGCCGCCUACUUGCGAAGCAUCCAUGCCGUCCGCGAGAGAUGUAGCUUGGUUCUGAACAAGGCGAAGAGGAACCGACUGAACCACUUCGAUGUGGAUAUGGGCAAGUUCGAGGCCACCGCAUCCUACAUCGUAUCGAUCAUCAAGAGAGACUACUCCCCCGACUACGAUUCCAUCCCUCCUCAUGGCCGCUGGCAGCACUUCGACGUCGGUGGUCGACCCCGCGUGAACCAAUUGCUUCAGUCGUGGCCCAGCACUAUCGACGCGCAAGAGCGCACCCGGCGGUUGAUCGAUCUUUUUGUUGUCUCUGUCCUUCUCGAUGCGGGUGCCGGUACCAGAUGGUCAUACAAGUCGAAGGAGUCGGGCAAGAUCUACUCCCGGAGCGAAGGUCUGGCCGUGGCUACGCUGGAGAUGUUCAAGAGUGGCCUGUUCAGCAGCGAUCCUACGGAGCCUUGUCAAGUAGACGGCGCAGGGCUGAAGAAGAUCACGGUUGAUGUGCUGGCCAAGGGGAUGCAGCAUUCAGAAAGCAACGCGCUAGCGGGCAUUGAAGGCCGCGCGGGGCUUCUUAUCCGGCUCUCCGAGGCUCUCAACAACCAGGAUUUCUUCGGAGUGGAUGCUAGACCUGGCAAUAUGCUUGACUACCUCCUUUCGCAUCCCUCGACGCUUGCUUCUUCCGUUCCAAUCGUCCCUAUCACCACUCUAUGGAGCAUCCUCAUGGAUGGGUUUUCCCCCAUCUGGCCCCCCUCUAGAACGCAGAUCGAUGGACUAUCUAUUGGAGACGCCUGGCCAUGCUCGGAUCUACCCAGGUCCCCUCCCGCGCAGCCCUGGGAAAAUAUCGUCCCGUUCCACAAACUUACGCAGUGGCUCUGCUACUCUAUCAUGGUGCCGAUGUCGAAGUUGAUGAAGAUCCACUUUGCUGGGAGCGAACUGCUCACGGGUCUUCCCGAGUACCGGAACGGUGGUCUGCUGAUCGACAUGGGCCUGUUGAGUCUGAAGGAGAAGGACCUCGAGCGAGGCAUUACGGCGUUCAAGGAGAAUGCGCAGAUCAAGGGCCAACCGAACAUGGAGGUCGUGCCCCUCUUCUCCACGGACGACGACGUGGUCGUCGAAUGGCGGGCGGCUACCGUGGGAUUCCUGGACGACCUGCUGGACGCCGUGAACUCCCAGUUAGGACUGGUGGGAGAGGACCAGCUGACACUGGCGCAGAUGCUUGAAGCUGGAUCAUGGAAGGGUGGACGUGAGAUCGCGGAAGUCUCGAGGCCGAACACGAAAGAACCCCCGAUCAUGAUUCGCUCCGACGGCACUGUUUUCUAAUGAUCGCAUACCCUGUUGAUGUUUUGGAUACCUGACACCGCCAGUUCGGCACCCGUUCCACGGCUGGUGGUAGUGUUUACGACUUUGAUGACCAGAUGUUUAUGCGUCUCAUUCCUUACGGCCGCUGGGGCCCUUUUGAGCUUUGUACCAUGCCUUGCUGCGUCACUUGGCACCUUUAUACCUAAUUGCUUCUGCUGUAGAAUUGUCUCCGUGGGAGGUUUCAUCUUUUCUUCCUGUACACAUUUCCUUGGUUUCGUUCCACUUCUUGGCUAUCUUGGAUGAAAAUGGGAUAAAAAAAGUUUUGAUGAUCUUGGUUCUUUCUGUCUCCUUCAUUCUUGACCCUGGUUGACUAGCUGAGCCUAUAAUCCCUGCAGUCCGCUGUGGGUACUUUCCGGAUGAUAAUGCACUUGUCUUAAGAGCCAC